AUGGCCUUACCCUUUCCAAUACAAUACUUACUGCUAAAGAGGUUGAGUUCAAAGCUCCGCCGGGGAUUACUUUACUUGUCUGUUCGGCUAAGCGAGCGAGUCUUUCUGGUCUGGGACGAUUCUCCUAUCGUCUUAAGGGCGUCGGUGGAAGAUGUUAAAUGUCCUUUGCUUUCUCUCUCUUUCUUGAGUAGGGAGUCUAAGCGAGGGCUUGAGGUGGGUAACCAUAUCCCGUAUCCCGUACGCAGUCUACCGACACAACAUAGCGAGAAGUCGUUCUGCUCUGUUCAGCUAUCCCUAACAAUAACAAGAGCGAGCGCUAGUGCUAGAGCUAGUCUUAUCCAUGUUGGGUUAGGGACGUUUCCCUACGCGGUAGCACUUGACGAGGGUGGGGGAUCAAAAAUAGGCCUUUCUGAAGGCAUAGAAAGAACAUAUGAGGAAGAUGCUGCGGAUAUACAGAUACGGAAGAGGUACCCGUCUGACCUUGGCUUAGUAUCUCAAAGCGGAUUCGUUGGGAAAGGAAUUUCCCGAACUAAGUGA
Molecule: messenger RNA, 537 nt
Organism: Striga asiatica
Lineage: Eukaryota; Viridiplantae; Streptophyta; Magnoliopsida; Lamiales; Orobanchaceae
Source: the annotation of a GenBank genome assembly